Cololabis saira (Pacific saury) is the source of this 6886-nucleotide messenger RNA. RefSeq names its product ST6 beta-galactosamide alpha-2,6-sialyltranferase 1 (gene st6gal1). The transcript has 10 exons. The record is from RefSeq and is a predicted model, not a curated record. Lineage: Eukaryota; Metazoa; Chordata; Actinopteri; Beloniformes; Belonidae. Gene Ontology annotation, molecular function: sialyltransferase activity. Bases 411 to 1913 code for a protein of 500 amino acids.
AGUUUUUACUUGUCUUUGUAUUUUAAAGUGUCCCUAAAAUGUUGUUAAAUGUAUUUAUUAACACUGUGGAGACGCUUUGAUUGGAUUUUUGCACAAGCUGAUGCAGCUGAAGAGCACAGUGACGGAAGGCGGCUGUGUGCGGGCGGAGCGCUUGUCGCCCCGUUGCGGUGCAGCGGGGGAGAAAGCGCCGCGGCUGCCGGACUCCAGCCUCCACGCACCGACCGCGGACUCGGGGACACACGGAAUCUCUCUGGGAACAUGGCGGCGGGAACGACAGCCUGCUCGCUCCCAUGGCGUCCAUAAACCAGGCCAUCGACGCGGCAUCUCUGAACACAGCAGUUAUGAGGGGAAACCAGCAGGCAGCAGCCCUUUUCUAAGCAACACCAACGCAGCGUGCUGUCGUAUACACGAUGGGCUACAAGAUUCCCGGGGCAGCGAUGGACAGAGUCAGCCUGCUGUGGCGUCUGAGACGUCGGGCUCGCCGCGGAGUGAUCUGCAUGACUCUAUUCUGCAUCUCCAUGGCUCUGUUCUACGCCCUCUGCGCUGAAAACAGCGUUCCUGUCACCGAUGCCAUCUUCGGCGUGCGGGCUCGGACCAGGGCUCAGCCUCGCACGCACUCUGUCAUCAAGGUGCUGCGAGGAGGAGCCAAACCCGUGUACAUGGACCCUCAGAAGCUCCCUGGCGUUGUUCCAGGGGAUCCUCGCCGUCCGAUCCCCGUCCUCUCCUCACCCAACCAAACCCGCGAGGGAGGGAAUUCGCCACCAAAGCAAACUGUAAAAGUGCGGGAGUCGGCUGGGUUUUUCACCAACCUGCUGCCGCGCCCCUUCACGCGAGCGCUGGAGACCCUGUUUGGACGCCGGCGAAAGGGCGAGCUCAGUGGCAAUAAAGGGGGGGAUGCUGAGUUCUUCGGGCCACAUGGGCUUUUGGGAGAGGUGUGGGAUGACGAGAUGUCGAGCAACAUGCUGGGAAGCCGGCUGAAGAAGGUGGUGCAGAACUACCAGGCAAUGAAUAAAUACGGAGUCACGUUGUCCGGUCCCGGUGGAGUUCCCAGCAGACCAAAGCUGAGUGGUCCCAAGCUUCUCUGCCAACUGAAGGCCAAGGUGGAAGUCUUGACAUUGACCUCCGACCUCCAGCCUUUCUCGGCGCUACCCUGGGCCACUUACCUGCCACCGAAACAGCUGACCUCUGACCUCGGGCCGUACAAGAGCUGCGCCGUGGUGUCGUCAGCAGGUUCUCUCCGAAACUCUGGGCUGGGAAAAGAGAUAGACUCUCAUGAUGCAGUGCUGCGCUUCAACGCUGCACCAACUACCGGCUUUGAAAAAGACGUGGGCUCGAAAACGACGCUCCGCCUCAUCAACUCGCAGGUGAUGGCGUCUGACGACCACCGCUUCCUGUCUAGUUCCCUGUACAGCUCAGGCGCUCUGGUGGCCUGGGACCCCGCGCCCUUUUCUUCCAAUCUCUCUCAGUGGUACAACAGGACAGAUUACCCAAUCUUCACCCAGUACCAGAGAUACAGAAGGCUUCACCCUCAGCAGCCCUUCUACAUCCUGCAUCCUCGCUUUGAGUGGCAGGUCUGGCAGCGGAUACAAGACAACAUGGCGGAGCCCAUCCAGAAGAACCCGCCCUCCUCUGGCCUGCUGGGCACUGUCCUGAUGAUGUCACUGUGCGAGGUGGUACACGUCUACGAGUUCCUGCCGUCCCGGAGAAAGACGGAGCUCUGCCAUUACUACCAGCGUUUCUAUGACGCCGCCUGCACGCUCGGCGCCUACCACCCCCUGCUGUACGAGAAGAACCUGGUCAAACGGAUGAACCAGGGCUCCGACCGCGACAUUUACACCCACGGACGCGUCACGCUGCCCGGUUUCAGCACCAUGAACUGCACCUGGGCCAAGGAAGGACUGCCUGACCUCUGACUGAUGAAACAGCAGCAGCAAAAGUGAAGAAAAAAAAAGAAGAAAGGAAUACACGACACCAUCAGAUGCAAUGCUGAACCCCGCAUGAAGAACAGAUGCAUGACAACCUCACACUCACUGCCGAACCAAAAACAGAGCUGACUGUAAAUAUAAAUGUCGUUAACAUAUACUGUAAGCACAUUUGUCUGUCAAAGCACAUGCGCUGGACUUCCAUCAACUGCGAGCUGUGCCAGCUGUAUACGUAAUGGCAUUCAUAAGAAUACUGAUAACUGAUAACAGUAGAGAUGCACCGAUUGCAAUCUUCUUUAAGGUUUAACCUGCGGAUUCUGGUUUUCUUUCAAAGAACUAAAUCAAUCCCACACAGUAACGUAUUAAACCAGUGAAUCACAGCAGGGGCCGUGUGGUUUACUAAUAAUUUGUAUCCACUUUAUCUUUAUAACACCGAGCAUCCUCAGCAGUUUUGAGUUUGUUUACUCACACAUUUCAUGGCUGAUUUUUUUUUUUUUUUUAAAGUGCCAUACAAAAUCAACAUUUGUCCGAAAAUUCAUCACCAGCUAAUAAAUCUGUGCAUCUCUACUUGUAGGGACGUUCAUUUUAGAACUUCAGCCUCACAACAUUUAAAGGACCAUACUGCUGUUUUUGCAAAUUCUUGUGUUCUUGAAUUUACUGCCAAAUAUUGUCUAAAGCUCUCAAGGUUUACAGUUAGAUAAAUUUAGUGCAUGGAGGAAAAAAAAGAGAACUUUAGCUGAUUAUUUCAUAUAAAGUGGACAGAAAUUAGUUUCACCUGCAGAUUAUUGUAAAUGAUCUGAGCGUGACAACCUGUGAUCCCAAGCAUCAGUUUCAACUUUCUAAAGUGCAACGUUUUUAUUUGAUUUUCUUCACAUAGCUCAAGAACUAUUUGGUUAAAUAAAACCGUUCCCAAUUUAGAAAGAAAACAGCAUUUUGAUGGAUGAGUCACACAUUUAAAAUACUAAUAGCAAGUAAUCCUGGUGAUUGGACAACAAAUAAUCCAAUUCAAGGGCCAAGAAACUAUACGUUUGUCCCACAUUAAUCCCAGAAAUUCUAAUGAUAGCCGGUCUCAGGUGACUUUAUUGGUAUAUGAAGGUUUGAGAAAUUUAAUCACAGUCUGUGCUCUAAAGUCUUUGAAUUGUCAUUUUCUGUAUUAGUUCAACGGCGCAUCAAUCCAUCUAAAAUCCUCCAAACUCUGCUUCUUUGUCUGUUCCUUGGCAUUUCAUUAUUAUUAUUAUUGUUAUUACUCAAAUAUUUGAAUUUUCAGUAUUUGGAAUGGUGGAGUACGAACAUUACAAUUACAGACUUUACAUCACACGUCCAACAUGUGACACGCGUUAUAAGGCACAGCCUUGCGAGGAGUACCUCAAAUUCUGUAGCUUGUAAUAGGCCAGUAUUUCCUCAAGUCAAUGUUUCUGCAUUGGAGCCUUAGAGUAGAAUUAAGAGUUAAUUUCCUGGCAAGGCGUGUGACAGAGGCAACCACACUUGCUUGAUUAGUUGUAAGUGUAAUCCCCUCAGGUGAGGUUCCAAAUAUUGCCAUAACUGGGCUGGGGAUGAUCAUUUUCUUACAAACAUAAGAGAUGCCAUCAAAGAUAGACAGCCAGAAGGAGCUCAACCCUAUCAAGACCAAAACACGUGUCUGAGGCCUCGUGGUCUCGGUCUGGUGACAUCUGUUCUAUGGCAUUUUAAACCCACUGACUUGCAUGUACCCUUCAAAAUCCUCAGAAUUUUUUUAUUUGUUAUUUAGUAGCAGGAUUCUUGCAUGAAUAAAUGUAUAUAAAUGAACUUUUUUUUUUCAACCAAAUAGUGGUAAAACAUUAUAUAGAGUGGAUACUAGCUGUGUUAAAUACAUGCAGUGAUGCAAGAAAGCAGAAGUUCUGAUAUGGUUCUCCAAAUGUAGAUCAUCAAUGUUAAGUUUACAGAAUUUAUUGUUGAUGGACCGAAAUGUGCAAAAUCAGUAGUAUGGUCCUUCAGAAAGUGGCUAUAUUUAUUAACAUAUCAGCAGUUGUCAUUUAGCUUAAGAUUUUACAUUCAAGAUCUUUUUUUGAGACGAGUCAUUUGUUUUUAAGAUUUUCAUUUUAAGAUGCUUGGUUUCCUGAUGUUCUGUUUGUUUUUGAUUUUCUUCUGGCUGAUUUAGACAAACGUAAAAUUAUGUAGCAUGAAAGUACUGAGCUUUUAGAUGGUUUUAGAUUUCCUGGUUCUAUGUUGUCAACGCUGGUUAUCUAUCAUUACAUUCACUGCUGUCUCCCAGCUCAGUUAAAAGUAACUUCCCAUGUUUACAUUUAGAUUUUAGCUUUGGUAAGGAAAAAGAAAGAAAAUAAAUAAAAAUUGCCCCAGGGGGUACAAAGUUGGCGCCACAUCCUCAUAAAUGUUGGCAUCACCAGCAAUCCUGGACUCUUACUAUCUAACCAGUUCCCUUCGUCUUUGUGUCAACUGGAGUUUUGUGUCAUUAGUACAAAAAAUAAGCAGAAUGUUAUGACUUUUAAGGUUUCCCUGACUGCUGGCUAGAACUCAGUACCUGAGGAUUUAAUGUCUUACUAAAGAAGGUUUCUCAUCUGCCAAUUAUGAGAUAUGUGUCAUAUUUAAGGGUAAAGCAGUAACAAAGACACAUUUUAAUCAGCGGGGUUUAGGUAGCCAUAAUGAUUCAUGCACUUUCAUUGAUAACCAGCAGCUUGUAUUCGUAUUGAAACUGAGCGUGACUGCACAACGUAUGUGUGAUUUAACCGCAAAGACUGAGGACUCUUAAAGAGCCGUAAUCCUUGAGCCCUGUGUUUUUAGCACAGGAACUAAAAGUGACGUGGGGGACAAAGUUUAGUUCCCACUGGAGAGACUAAAAUGGUUAGACUGGUCUGGUACUUGUAGCAUCUCACGUCCAACUUUCUUUCAGUCAUUUCACGUUUUAAUCUCCAGCGGAAAAAUGGUGUGUAUUGGUUUGGUUGUAUAAAUUCAACGCAAAUUUGUUUUCAUUGGUUAUAUGUUUACGGCUCCGUUAAGGUUCUGCGUAUGCUCCGGGUGGUGGCUACACGUAGCUUUGCGUAAAAACUACCUGUUGUAGCUUUUUGCUUCCAUUUGUAGGUAACCAAAACUCCAAGUUUCCUAACUUAUGCAUGGCUUUUUCUAUUUUCAGUAUUAUCGCAGCAGUCCGAAGGGGCUUUGUAACUUUCUUUCUAUUAAAACUAAUGCAUGUUUGAGUAGUGUAGCAAAAGGGAGAAGGCAACAGCGAACUCUGAUAAACAACUGCUGCAUGAUGCUAACGCAGCUAAUCGCUUUUCUCCAUAUAUUUUUACUAGCAUGCAAACAGACAAUGGGUUUUAGUGUACUGUGCUUCUUUGAAGAUGGACUUUGAAUUACUUGAGAGCAGGCAAACGGGUCGGAUGUCUUAAACUGGAUAAUCAAAUGCACAAUGCAACACUGAAUGUAAGCACAGCAAUGUCCUCUAUGGAUGAGUCUUGCCAGUAUACAAAAGUUUAACACGACUGCCAUUUCACUGGUCUUUUCCCAGUGGUCUUCGUUGACUUUUGGUCUAUUUAUUUUUUCCUUGAAAACAUAUCAUGUGCAGAGCUACUUUGACUACAUUUGAAUGGGAACUGUUGGGCUGUUUUCAUCCCUGCGUAUUAGAUUUAUUUUGUGAGCCCACAAGGGUACGUGCCCUGUCUUUAAAGACCACCCCUCAUUAACAGCUCACUGUCAUCUAAUUGGACAACUUUAGGGAGCUUGUCAAUUGGCAGCAUGUUGUAUUUGUCAGCUUAAUGCCGCCAACUGGUGGGCCUGCUGCGCCUGUAGUACAUCACUGUAAAAUUAAAUGAAAUGAGCUUCAGAUAUUUUUGUCAUUUAGUAAUAAAAAAAAACAUUACAAAGGCUCUCUCACUACCUAUUUAUCUACCUAUCUCAUAGAAAUGUGCUUUUUUGAAGUCAUGGUCCCAUUAUGAAUUUCAAUCUUUAGUGUUUCUAAUGACUUUCUUUUUUUUUUUUCUUUUAAAUUGCUUAACCUAGCAAGACUUAGUUGUUUUUUUUGCUCAGCAAGUGAACACUUGAAUAAUUGAUGUCAUUGCACAUAAAAGUUUCUUCCUAUGCAGUUGCUCUCUCGUCCCUAUUCAGCAUGAUGUGAAACCUUCUGAGCCUUUUUUGUUUUAGCUGACAGAUGCACUUUCCCUCUGCUUUGCCUUCACCCUCAAGGCUUCUGAAAGGGUUGUUUUAACGGAUAGAUGUAGAAUUAGUUGGUUUAUGUAUUUUUAAAUUUGUUAUAUUUUGUCCUACUCGAUGUAUUUUCUUCUGUGCUACGACGGGCCUCUCAUCAUAGAAGCAGCAGGGCAAAAGAAAUGCACUUCAGCUGCAGCUUUUAAAGAGCAGUUGACUUUUCAUAUUGACUCCAUUCUUAUUUCUCUCCUUUUAGUUGUUCCUAUGAUAUAUGAAUAAUUCAUGGAAGUUUGAAUUCACAGCGCCAAAAUCUGAUACUGUUAGCUCCUGGUUAUUCUGUGUCAUAUAGUUUUAAAAGUUGUAAUUGUAGAUAUUAAACACAGAUUGCUUGUUGCUAAGUCAAGUUCUGAUUCCAAAUGAUUAACUUUUGUUCAUUUUCAUUGUUGGCUGACUUGUUCAACCUGUCAAGUUAUUAAUACAGUUGUUUCCAAUGUGAUGUUGGGUAUCCUUGGGAAGAUCCUGAGAUUAUUUUGAAGGGUUGAGACGGCAAUAUUUCCAUUUCCUACACUUUCUUCAUCCUGCUCAAGGUUGUGAGGGGAGUGGAGCCUCUCCUGGCUGUCAUCAGCCAAGAGAGGCUAAUGAAUAAGGGAAAUGUGAAGAAAACAUUUUUGAGGUAGCAGAGCCCCCAGCUGGUGGACACUUUUAGUUCUUAUGAAAAGAUUUGACACCAAUACAUCUUUGAAGUGUAAACUGGUAGGCUACUGUAUUCAACUUGUGAAUAAAUAUUAAUAUCCCCCCACUUACACUGUUAUUUGGUCACUAACUUC